Messenger RNA from Diuraphis noxia (Russian wheat aphid), 1264 nucleotides. Its product is annotated as protein SEC13 homolog. NCBI's taxonomy places the organism in Eukaryota, Metazoa, Arthropoda, Insecta, Hemiptera, Aphididae. Gene Ontology annotation, molecular function: protein binding; structural molecule activity. Gene Ontology annotation, cellular component: nuclear pore outer ring; COPII vesicle coat. The record is from RefSeq and is a predicted model, not a curated record. Gene Ontology annotation, biological process: COPII-coated vesicle budding; protein import into nucleus.
AUUAAUUCAUUAUAAUAAUUGUGCCGGUGCGAGUGCCGCAAGUUGUGUCUGUGCUGUUUUACUCUAGUGUCGUGAAGUCGUGCUUGUAUCGUCGUCUGUCUUGUUAGGUUAGCACAGCACCGCGGUAUUGUAGUGGGUUGUUCACGGAUUCGCGUCGGAUGUGUAAGUAGUAUUUUCAUCAAAAACAUGUUGUCGAUUGCCAGUUCAUUCGAAAGCAUCCACAAGAGACAAAUUCUUUCAACGGAUAUUGAUUAUUACAACAAAUAUGUAUGUACUAGUUCUGCAGAUGGUGUUAUUCAAAUUAUUGAUAGUGAUAAUCCAGACUUAUAUUCAACUGUACAAUUACAAGAACAUGUUGGGCCUGUAUGGCAAGUGAUGUUUUCACAUCCAAAAUUUGGAUUUUUAGCUUCGUGUGGAUCAGAUUGUAAAUUAAUUAUACGUAAAACUAAUUAUGAAGGUGAUUGGAAGGUUGUUUAUCAAUAUGACGGGCACAAAUCAUCAACAACUUCUAUAGAUUGGGCGCCAUAUAAAUCUGGAGCUAUCAUAGCUUGUUCAAGUGCUGAUGGAAGUAUUUCAAUACAUACUUUAAAUAAUAAUGAAUGGUCUGUAUCAAAGAUUCCGUAUGCUCAUUCAAAUGGCGUUAACUGCAUCAGUUGGUCCAACGAAUUAUUAAAUAAUAAUUUGCUAUUAGUUAGCGGAGGAAAUGAUAAUAAAAUCAAAAUAUGGGAAGGUCAAAUAGGUUUAUGGAAUGUUAUAUAUGAAUCAGACAAUCAAUUAUCUACUAUCAAAGACUUAAGUUGGAGUCCAACUCCUGGUCUGUACAAAUAUGUGUUUGCUAGCUGUGCCUCGAAUGGUAGAGUAUUUGUAUGGGGGAGUGAUGAUUAUCGUGAUUGGGUACAAACAGAAAUUGAUCCAGAAAACUUGCAAAAACAAAAAAUUAGUUUUUCUCGUUUUGGAACUGUGUUGUCUGUUACAAUGAACAGUUAUGCUGUACAACUUUGGAAACAGAUUGAUAAACAAACUUGGUUAUGUAUGGACAGGAGUAUUUCAGACAAAAAAACAUUGGAUCGUCAACACAAAAAUAUUAAUCAAGAUAUAUUUGCUUCUAUUGUUUAGUGGAUUGUAUUUUUAAUACAUUAAUUUAUAUUUGAAAAUGAAUACAAUUUAAACAUUAUUCUUGACGUAAUUCACUAUGACUGCUGUUUUUGUUUUGUUAAAAAAAUUAUAAUUUUGUAUUCAGUAAUAAAAUAAUAUUUUGAACAAA